Molecule: messenger RNA, 291 nt
Organism: Lactuca virosa
Lineage: Eukaryota; Viridiplantae; Streptophyta; Magnoliopsida; Asterales; Asteraceae
Source: the annotation of a GenBank genome assembly
AUGGAUCGGACGCUGCGUCGCCAAUCGACCACCCCUUCCACCCGAUCUUCCUUCACAAAGCCACACCGCCCAAAUAGACCUGCGCUGCCGGCGAGGCUUGCUCCUCCCAUCGCCGGUCGUUACAUCUUCAAAGAUCAAGCACCAGUCUCUAUUGAUGUUCCGCUUCCAACAUCGGCAACCAUAGCCGACGAACCAUCUGUCAUAGCCGACGACCUUCAAACACGAUCCAGCAGACCAGUCCCAUUGGAAAGACGGAAUCCGAACAACGCCUUUUUCCACCUGCUGCUUUGA